GUAAUGAUGGCGGCGGAAAGCCGUGAGGCGGGCAGAGCAACCGCGCUAAAGACAGCGACUCCCGCCGCCGGCAGCUGCGACAACAACGACUACUAUUCCCCUUCAGCUCGUCCGACUGUACCUCGAACCACCACCACCACCACAACAACUUCAAUUGUCUCGCCCACUUCUUCCUCCUCCCAUUCUUCCUCAUCAGCCGCCUUUGCUGCUGCUUCGCAUACCUCUUCUCCCUCCGCUGUUCCUCGUCCCCCUCAGAGCCGUUUCAGCUUUGAAUACAACUAUCCUCUUCGCAAACGAGCUCUGACAUCGUCGCACACCAGCGCCGCCAACUCUUCCGUCCAGAACGGCGACGACACGCAUCCGGGCCCAGACCCGACUCCGACCCCCCAACAACGCACCAUCCUGUAUGACACACCCCGGCGGUCAGUCCCCAACUUCCAUUUGUCCCACGUUCGCGAUCCAGCGGGGUUUGGCUAUCAACCAACGUCACCUCGACGGGUCGUAGAAAACGAACCCGACCCUGCGCUACCCCUUGACGCUCCCUCGACGGUUCGCGCGACGAAUACAAAUGCACCCAAGCGUCGAAAAUCCUCUCUUUAUGAUCAGCAGACGAUUCCAGACGUGAACGAUAGAAUGUCCGCCUCCUCGGUGGUUUAUGCUCAGGGGCGAACGCCGGCUGACGAGCGCAGUCGCGGUGUCGAUGGGUUCGACCGAUACAACCAGUCAGGAGACGGCAACAAGACGCCGGUCGCUGAUGAUACUCGCGCCAAAAACGAGGAUAUUUUUCUAAACAUUGCGAGAUCGGAUUCUGGUCGUCGCGAUUCGUUCGGGCGAUCAGAGCUUCGACGGUCGCGAUUCAGGAUGUCUGGUAGUGGACUUCGUUCAUCAACCUCUCGUGUUUCGGAACAGAUGCCUCACGCCGAGCCGCUUCGCUUGAAUACUUACGAUAGCCCCUUGCAUCCGCAUCAAGAAUCUCCGUCCACCCACCACACAGCCGCCCUAUACUCUUACUCAGCUUCCGCCCAUCCACUGGAUGAACAUAGCCGCCCGUCCAGCUCGGCCUAUGUCCCCAGUUCCAGGUCCGCAAUUGGUCUACCACGAAGUCGACUGGGCCGGUCCAGUCCCGAACCCUUAUCCUACAGCCCCGAGUCCUACCCUGAGAGACGCGGUUCGCUGCACGAGUCCCGAGCCUAUCGCCAAUCGACCCUUUCGUCUAUUCGAGGCAGCCGACAACCAUCCAGCUCGGAUGUAACCGAACGCGCUCGAUUCGAGUCCGAGCGGUCCCGUCAAGAUGGGACGGAAUCCACCUUGUCUACAACUGCGCCUUCCACGGUCUGGGAUGAGCUCGAAGAUCUCAAGUCCCGAAUCAAAAAGCUAGAGUUGACCGGGAAGCUGCCGCCCUCGUCCCAGGAAGCGAUCUCCUCCGCUUCUGGGGAACGGCCACCGACGGCCACAACGACUAUGACUACGGUGUCGUCUUCACCCAGGCGUUCCCACAAGACAAGCACUUUCUCGGGUGAGGCAGAGGGCCCUAGCCCUGUCCAUCCGCUACUACAGUCGGCUUUGGUCAAUGCCAAGGACGUGCUUAGCAAUGAAGUCUACGCCGCUUUGGAGGUGACCGCUACCGACGCGCUAGCGCUCUCGACUCUGCUUGGCUCCAACAAGGCCCCAUCUGGUACCGGAUCCGUGGUCAAUGGGUUUAGCACAUCUGAUAGGCAGGCAAGACGGAAAGCAGACAGCGUUUGCCGCAGUUUAACCGAGCUGUGCCUUGCCUUAUCGGACGAGCAACACCGGAGACAAUCGGCCUUAGUCGUCAAUGGUAGAGCUGAGGAGGAGGAAAGACAUGCGCACGACGACGACACGUUGACUCCGACGCUGCCUUUUCGUCGAAGCACGACUCUUGAUUCCGAUGGGCUAGUGCGACGACAGAGCACCAAACGGGUAGGUAGCCGUUUAGAGGCCCGUCGAUCAAGCGUCGCAACUGCCAUUCCUUCGCCGGAGUCCCAACACGGCGACCAGAACAACGAACCAGUCUCAGAAGCGAAAGUGACCCACUCACCCAGUUCACCGGCGCCCACUCGGUUGAGUCGACUCUCGACUUCGUUACGGACCAAGCGACACCGGACUGAUGAUGAGGCCCUUGUUGAACAGACCCCGCAGGUUCGCUCGCCCACAAGAAGUAUCGCGGACCUUAGCAGCGCAGCAAACAACUAUCGCGUAUCGCCACGCCAGCGCAUAUCUCAUGGAUAUACUGCGUCCCAGUCCAAGGCUAUUGCAACGCCGGAUCGCAAUCCUAGAUUCUCGCUUCAACCUCAACCGUCGCAACUGCCUCAGCCUCGCACGCCUACCCUCUCACAGUCUGCGAUUCCUCUGCGCCGGACUUUGAUGACUCCAGGUUACACCCCUGCCACUGCGCGCUCGAACAUCCAAGCGGGUUAUCGUCGGUACGGUGCAGCAUCUGGGCUGAGCUCUGCCACUAACACGAGUGAUGGAUCCGUUGAGGAGAGCGUCUUAUCUCCACGACCAGAGGCUUCCCAGACUCGAAUCAUUGCACCCUCGAGCAAAUUAGCUACGAGCUACACCCCGAUCAGCCAAAACCGAGUUCGAACCAACAGUCUAGGCGCGCGGAAAUUCGGGCUUCGACCGCGGUCACUUGCUGUGUCAGAUGACGCUAUCAACACGUUCGAUGACCGAAUCGAUUAA
Molecule: messenger RNA, 2703 nt
Organism: Aspergillus aculeatus ATCC 16872
Lineage: Eukaryota; Fungi; Ascomycota; Eurotiomycetes; Eurotiales; Aspergillaceae
Product: putative LPXTG-motif cell wall anchor domain protein
Exons: 2
Source: RefSeq, a predicted model, not a curated record